UGACUCUUGAGUCUUUGACCUCAACCCCAGGUGAGGACCGGAUGACGGGAGGGACCUGUGGAAAGCAGAUAAGCCAGUUUUACCAGGAGGAAAUGGAGGCAGAGAGCUUGGGGCCCAAGCUCAGUCUGCCGGUCCCCUUUCUGGCCACCGGGGGGCAGCAGAGCCGCAUUGCCUUGGGCCAGGCAAAGAACUGGGUCCUGGUCUCCUCUGCUCUGAGCACUUUAGGAAUACGCCCACACUUGUCCCCUCAGCCUCCAAAGCCCUGUGGGUCCAGCCCACGGUGUGCCAGUAACUGUGUAAAUAGGAUAGUGUUAGGUGGACACAGCGAUGCACCCCUCCACCCCCGCCCAUCCAUCUCUCUCUCCGGAGCUCACCUGAACUCAUGUGGCUUCCUGGACUGCCAGAGUAUAAGCUGGUCCAGCCUCAGGGCCUUUGCAUUUGCUGCCUGCCCCCCUGCUUAGAGCUCCAUUUUCUCUAUUUACUCUUUUAUUCAUCUGUCAAGUCUCUGUCAAGCUCUCAGAUAGGAAGCCUUUCCUGACCAACCCUCCCCGCCCCUGCCCCCCCAUAAGGGCCCCAAGCCCCACUUACAUUCAUGUUGUACAUCCUGACCCCCCCAUGAGUGUGACGUGGCGGGCCUUAGUUACAGCACUCAGGCUCCUGGUCGACGUAUGCGGGAUCUUUCAUUGCAGUGCACAGAUUUAUCUCUAGCUGUGGUACUCGGGCUCAGGAUGUAAGCUCAGUAGUUGGGGCGGGGUCAAUUGCCCCGCAACAUGUGGGAUCCCAGUUCCCCAACCAGGGAUCGAACCCGUGUCCCCUACAUUAGAUGGCAGAUUCUCAACCACUGGACCACCAGGGAAGUCCCUCUAUGUUUUCUUGUGUGAUUAUUGGGUUGUUUUUUUUUCACCCAAAGGUUUGGGAGUCCCUUGAGGGCCUGACUUCAUCUGUCCUGGUCAUCCUAUAGCCUCAGGCACAGCCUGGUAGACAGCAGGUGCUCAGUUAAUGCUUGGGGCACAAAUAGCAAGUGGCUGGGAGGGCCCCACCCGUGUUGGGGUGCAGGGAGCAGAUUAAAGAGAAGGUCUUGAGUUGGGUCCAUAUGGCCAAGGGGACAACAAAGAGGCUGUUCCAAGCAGGAACAGCGUUGUCAGAGGAGGGUUCCCUCUGGCCUUAGAUACCAAGGACAGGAAGAUUUUGGAUUUUCUACUGAGGGUACUGGGAACCCCACAAGGAAUGGAGCUUGGAGGGGUGUGGACAGCUCAUAGGCAGGUGGAAGGGGCUGUGAUCAUCCGACCGAUGUGGGGUGAGGAAUGGGCGUCUGUAUGUCCACCAAGGGCUUUCCUGUUUACACAGUUACUGGCACAGGCAGAGAGAGGCAAAGCCCUAGACAGAAAGCUAGGAUCUGAGCUCUAGGAAAGGGAUUAACCCAGGAGUGCGGAUUUGCUGUAAAAUGAGGAGCCAUGGAGGGUGUGUGAGCAGGGGAGGACCUUGAUCUGGUGGGCAGUGGGCUGGUGCUGGAGAUUACUGGCUCAGCCAGUCUUUCAUAGGAGGUCUUUGCCAUGGCCAUGGGUCCCUUGGAUUGCCAGCUGUGGCCUGGUCUGCAGAGGAGGAAACUGAAGCCAGAUGGGCGUGGGAGAAGCAGCUGCUGGGGAUGCCAGCGCCGUGGGCGUAAUGGGAGGCAGGCAGGCAGUGCAGGCUGGGAAUGAUGGGCAGCUCCUUUCCUAACUGUGUGUGCAGAAGUGUUCCUGGUACAUGUGGUGGUGGUGGAGGAGGGGAGCUUGUGGAUACAGCGUGUUAGUGUAUGGUGCAUGAGACUAUGACUUCAUCCCCACUUGGGUUCCUAGACCUAUGGGACCCCGAAUUCCUCCCAGGCAGGAGGCUCUGUUUCCUGUGCGUGGCUCUGGCUAAAUACCUGAGGAUCCUGGGUGACCUCUCUUAUCCUCAUCUCUUCAUCUGACCCCUUAACAGCACCUCUUCUUUAGCCUCAGAAUACAUCCAGAAUUUACCCACUUCAUUCUAUGGCCCCACCCUGGUCCAACCCUCAGUAUCCCCCUCCCAGGCCCUGUUACAGCUCCUCACUAGCCUCCUGCCGCCUUCCACUCCUGCCCCAACAGCUCCUGUUCCCCAUGGCAAACAUGAGGGAGGCUGUUUUACAAUAGUCCGGAUCACACCCUUCCUCUGCACACACAUCCUCCAUGGCUCCCUAUUGCCCCUGCAGUAAAACUGCCAUCCUCCCUGCAGCCCACAAGGCCUGUAUGGAGAGUCUUGCUGGUGUCUUCCUCUCAGCCCUGCCUCAGGGCCUUUGCAUGAGCUGUGCUCUCUGCCUGAGAUGCUUUUUCUCCAUGGCUGGCCCCUCUGCCUUCUCAGUGUGUGGCUGGCUGCAGUGUCACUUCAAAGAGGCUAAAGUUGUCUUUUGCCAGUGUUGCCCCUCUUCUUUGCCUUCCUUGACUUCAGAAAUUAACUGGUUCACGUAACUGUUUCCUGUCUCCUCUCUGCCUCCUCAGUCCCAGACUGGGGACCCUGGCUGCAGGGAUUAUUUGUGUCCUGCAUCCCCCGUGUCCAGUACAAAGGGUGUUUUUUUGAGUGAACGAGUGGCUAGGUAUGUGUUGUUUGAGCCUCAGUCUGGAGGGCCUGGGGAGACACUCAGCAAUAUCUGGGCCACCUGAAGGUGACAUCAGGCUUGGAGGGAGCAAGGUGGGGAGUCUGAGAGAGACUUGAGAAGCAAAAUCAGUGGCACGAUGGAUGCUCAGGGUUAGGGCUAUAGGGCUAUGUACCAGGCAGCAACGCCCUCUGUAUGCCUCGGUUUUCUCCUGUGUGGGGUCAGGCUCCAGGUCAGUCCUGCCUGGGCUAGUUCCCAAAGUGUUGUAUGGCCUGUGGAGGGUUCACCUUCAGAGUGACACAGUCCCUGAUUUCCUGGGGGGCUGUCAUGAAAGGAGGAAGCAUUAACUCGCAGUCUACUGUGUGACACAUUACAUAAUGAAGGUGAUCUGUGCCCCAGCUCUGUACCAGGCACUUUCUGUGCCUCUGAUUUCAUUGUUAUUCAGUCGCUAAGUCCUACCCGACUCUUUGGGACCUCAUGGACUGUAGGCUACCAGGCUCCUCUGUCCUCCACUGUCUCCCAGAGUUUGCUCAAAUUCAUGUCCAAUUGAGUUGGUGAUGGUAUCCUCUGCUGCCCCCUUCUCCUUUGGCUUUCAGUCUUUCCCAGCAUCAGGGUCUUUUCCAAUGAGUCAGCUCUUUUAUUGCAUUUUCACAAACAGACAUGUGUAGAUGGGGCCUGUAAACAGGCCUGGAAGUUCACCUAAUGCUAACAUUUAUCAAAUGUUUACCAAGCACUCUUGGAGACACAGAGUAAUCUUCGUGUCAGCCCCGUAUUCCUCCCAUUUUACAGUUGAGAAUACUGAGGCUUGAGAAGUUAAAUCAGGUGUCUGAUUCCCGAUAGUAGCCAGGCUGAUGGCCUUUCCUGUCAUACAGACAAGAAGAGGAUAUCAGGUGCUCUGACUCAGUUUGCUAAACACGUCCACUAUUGGAAGAUGCUGGGACAAAGAAUCCCAAGCCAGGGGAAGACAGAGUUGGACAGACAAAAGAGAAGUCUUCCUGGACGAGGGGGACACUGGAUUUUGCCAGACAGGAAAGGCAUUCCAAGGAGUAAAGCUAGCGUGGGCGUGGUAGCACGAGCUGAACCAGGCCACUGGAUGGGUCUGAGUGCCACACUCCCUCCCGAAGGGCUUAAUGCCUAGGGAAUGGGUAGAGGGAGAAGCUGUCGUAUUUACAUUUUGCUAGAAGAGAGCCAAGUUCCAAGGCCCUGCAUCCAGGUACCGCCAACGCCCCGCCCCUGCCGCCUGCAACCCCGGCAAUGUCCCGCCCCUCCGCCCGCGGCCCUGGCAACGUCCCGCCCCUCCGCCCGCGGCCAUGGCAACACCACGCCCACUCGCCUGCACGCGAGUCCGCCGGCCUUGCUUCCGAGUCGCUCACCCCUCCCAGCCAGGCCAGGCCCCGCCCCCGCGCGGUCCUGGGCGGGGUUCCCGGCCUCGCUCCCGGGCGCGCGCUUCCUCCUCUCCCUAUACCCCCAGCCCCGCGGCGCGCCCCCCGCCCCUCACCGUGGGGCUCCGGGAGCAGAUUCCACGGUGAAGGUUCGCGCCCCGCCGCCGCUGGUUGCGCCCCCGUGCCUCUCGGGCCUCUAGCGGCGGCGGCGGCACAAAGGGAAGAAGCAUGUCCGACCCCAGCUACUGGACGGCGGUGGCGGCGCCCGGCCACCGGAGCCGCCUGGCCAAGGGCGCGUUGCUGCAGCGCUCCAAGAGCUGCCGCAGCGGGAACCGCAAGAGCCUGGUGGUAGGAACACCCUCACCCACCCUUUCCCGGCCCCUGUCGCCACUGUCCAUCCCAACAGCAGGCAGCAGCCCCCUAGAUAGUCCUCGGAAUUUCUCAGCUGCCUCUGCCAUCAACUUCCCUUUCGCACGGAGCCACAUCGCACGCACAGACAGGGCCGACGGCAGAAGAUGGUCCCUCGCGUCGCUCCCGUCUUCUGGCUAUGGAACCAACACGCCCAGCUCCACUGUCUCGUCGAGCUCAUCCUCUCGGGAGCGCCUCCACCAGCUUCCUUUCCAGCCGACGCCGGACGAACUCUGCUUCCUGUCCAAGCAUUUCCGCAGCUCAGACAGUGUGGCUGAUGAGGAGGGCGGCCACCGCUCACCUCGCCUCCGCCCCCGCUCCCGCAGCCUCAGCCCCGGACGCACCACAGGGACCUUCGACAAUGAGAUCGUGAUGAUGAAUCAUGUGUACCGGGAGAGAUUCCCCAAGGCCACAGCACAGAUGGAGGGCCGUCUGCAGGAGUUCCUGGCCGCCUUCUCACCCGGCGCCCGGCUGGCACUAGCUGAUGGCGUCCUGGGUUUCAUCCACCACCAAAUCAUCGAGCUGGCCCGCGACUGCCUGGCCAAGUCUGGAGAGGCGCUUGUCACCUCCCGCUACUUCCUGGAGAUGCAGGAGAAGCUGGAGCGGCUGCUGCAGGAUGCUCACGAGCGCUCAGACAGUGAGGAAGUUGGCUUCAUUGUCCAGCUCGUCCGGAAGCUGCUGAUCAUCAUUUCGCGGCCAGCAAGGCUCCUUGAGUGUCUGGAGUUUGACCCCGAGGAGUUUUACCACCUGCUGGAGGCUGCCGAGGGCCAGGCCCGAGAGGGCCAGGGCAUCAAGACUGACUUGCCACAGUACAUCAUUGGGCAGCUGGGCCUGGCUAAGGAUCCACUCCAGGAGAUGGUGCCUCUGAGUCACCUCGAUGACAAUGGAGGACAGCCACCGGCACCAGAGGAGUCCCCUGAGAGUCGUGCCCUGGUCGGCCCUUCACGGAGGAAGCCAUGUGAGAGCGACUUCGAGACUAUCAAACUCAUUAGCAAUGGGGCCUACGGGGCUGUCUACCUGGUGCGGCACCGGGAAACGAGGCAGCGUUUUGCCAUCAAGAAGAUCAACAAGCAGAACCUGAUGCUGCGCAACCAGAUCCAGCAGGUCUUCGUGGAGCGCGACAUCCUCACCUUCGCCGAGAACCCGUUCGUGGUCAGCAUGUUCUGCUCGUUCGAGACCCGGCGCCACUUGUGCAUGGUCAUGGAGUAUGUGGAAGGUGGCGACUGUGCCACGCUCCUGAAGAACAUGGGCCCGCUGCCCGUGGACAUGGCGCGCAUGUACUUCGCCGAGACGGUGCUGGCGCUGGAGUACCUGCACAACUACGGCAUCGUCCACCGGGACCUCAAGCCUGACAACCUGCUCAUCACCUCGCUUGGCCACAUCAAGCUCACUGACUUCGGCCUGUCUAAGAUUGGGCUCAUGAGUAUGGCCACCAACCUCUACGAAGGCCACAUCGAGAAAGACACCCGGGAGUUCGUGGACAAGCAGGUAUGCGGGACGCCUGAGUACAUCGCCCCCGAGGUGAUCUUCCGCCAGGGCUACGGGAAGCCAGUGGACUGGUGGGCCAUGGGCGUCGUCCUCUAUGAAUUCCUGGUGGGCUGUGUGCCCUUCUUCGGCGAUACCCCCGAGGAACUCUUUGGCCAGGUGGUCAGUGAUGAGAUCAUGUGGCCAGAGGGAGAGGAGGCCCUCCCAGCCGAUGCCCAGGACCUCAUCACCAGGCUGCUCCGACAGAGCCCAUUGGACCGCCUGGGCACCGGAGGCACCCACGAGGUGAAGCAGCACCCCUUCUUCUGGACGCUGGACUGGGCCGGGCUUCUGCGACACAAGGCCGAGUUUGUGCCGCAGCUGGAAGCGGAGGACGACACCAGCUACUUCGACACCCGCUCAGAACGUUACCGCCACCUGGGCUCUGAAGAUGACGAGACUAACGAUGAGGAGUCAUCCACAGAGAUCCCCCAGUUCUCGUCGUGUUCCCACCGCUUCAGCAAGGUCUAUAGCAGUUCUGAGUUCCUGGCCGCCCAGCCCACCCCAACCUUCGCUGAACGGAGCUUCAGUGAGGACCGGGAGGAAGGGUGGGAACGCAGCAACGAGGGGGACUAUGGGCGCCGGCUGAGCACCACUGAGAUCCGGCUGAGACCCUGCACAUCUUCUGGUUCAUCUGGCCACUCAUCCUCCUCCCAGCCUGAGCGGGGCCCUAGCCCAUCUCUCCUGAACACCAUCAGCCUGGACACGAUGCCCAAGUUUGCCUUCUCAUCAGAGGAUGAGGGAGCUGGCCCCGGUCCUGUGGGCCCCAAAAGGCCUAUCUUCAUUCUAGGGGAGCCCGAUGCUCCCCCAGAAGCCACCCCAGUGAUACCCAAGCCCUCCAGCCUUUCUGCUGACACCGCCGCCCUCAGCCACGCGCGCCUACGGAGCAACAGCACCGGUGCACGGCACUCCACGCCACGGGCCCUGGACGCUGGCCGGGGCCGCCGCCUCGGGAGCCAGAGAGACUCUGCCCCCGAGAAAUCCAGGACCUCCCCCAGCGGAGGCCGCGUGCCCAAGUCAGCCUCCGUGUCCGCCCUGUCGCUCAUCAUCACAGCAGAUGAUGGCAGCGGUGGCCCCCUCAUGAGCCCCCUAUCCCCACGCUCACUGUCCUCUAACCCAUCGUCCCGCGACUCCUCUCCAAGCCGAGACCCUUCCCCCGUGUGUGGCAGCCUGCGGCCCCCCAUCGUCAUCCACAGCUCGGGCAAGAAGUACGGCUUCAACCUGCGGGCAAUCCGCGUCUACAUGGGCGACAGUGACGUCUACACUGUGCACCACGUGGUGUGGAGUGUGGAGGAAGGAAGCCCUGCCCAGGAGGCGGGUCUGCGAGCUGGGGACCUGAUCACCCACAUCAAUGGGGAGUCCGUCCUGGGAUUGGUGCACAUGGAUGUCGUGGAGCUGUUGCUGAAGAGUGGCAACAAGAUCGCCCUUCGGACCACAGCACUGGAGAACACGUCCAUCAAGGUGGGCCCCGCGCGGAAGAACGUGACCAAGGGCCGCAUGGCGCGCAGGAGCAAGCGGAGCCGAAGGCGGGAGACACAGGACCGGCGGAAAUCGCUCUUCAAGAAGAUCUCAAAACAGUCGUCCGUGCUGCACACCAGCCGCAGCUUCUCCUCCGGCCUCCACCAGUCCCUGUCAUCCAGCGAAAGCCUCCCAGGCUCCCCCACCCACAGCCUGUCCCCCAGCCCCACCACACCGUGCCGCAGCCCGGCUCCCGAUGCCCCAGCAGACACAGCGUCUCCACCCAGUAUAUCCCCAAGCUCCAGCAGCCCUGCAUCUCCAGCUGCCGCUGGCCACACCCGCCCCAGCUCCCUGCAUGGCCUGGCCGCCAAGCUCGGGCCACCUCGCCCCAAAGCCGGCCGCCGCAAGUCCACCAGCAGCAUCCCACCCUCCCCACUGGCCUGCCCACCUGUGCCUGCGCCCCCACCCCGCUCACCCUCACCCCUGCCAGGGCAUCCGCCUGUGCCUGCCCGAUCCCCAAGGCUGCGCCGAGGCCAGUCAGCUGACAAGCUGGGUACAGGUGAGCGACUGGACGGGGAUCUGGGGCGCCGCAGCCGUGGGCCGGACUCUGAGCUGGUGAUCAUGCGACGGCUGCAUCUGUCUGAGCGCCGAGACUCCUUCAAGAAGCAGGAGGCCGUGCAGGAGGUGAGCUUUGACGAGCCACUGGAAGAAGCCACUGGGCCACCCACCUUGGUGCCGCAAAUUGCCGUGGAGGGUGCUGAGGCUGUGUCAGGAACCCUCGGACCCUCUGGGAAAGACUAAUCUACCUGGCCUCCCCCUGGCCUGGCAGUCAAUGCAUUUUCUGUGGAAUGUGUUUUCCAUAAACUGACACCUGGAUGGAGACUGAGCCACCAGCCUUUGACAUCUGAAAGAAGAGAGGUCAUCGCAGUUCUUGCCAGAAGGUGUAGACAGUGCCUCCUUCAUGUUCUGGAGCUGGUCGAUCUGGGGCCCGUAGGGGCAGGAAUGGGAGACUAGGGUGGCAUUGUAAAUAGCAGCAAAUCCCUGCAACUAAUUUAUUACUUUUUAUAAGCGAUAGUCAGACUGAGUCGCCACCCUUAAGGCGGCUGCCCGGGUCUUGCCCCAGGCACCUGGGACCCAUUUGUAAACCCUGCCCCCCUGGGCUGAGAAGGAAGCACUUUGGACAAGUCAACGCGUGUUCAUGUUUUAUGGUUUUUCUGUUCUUUUAAAGUUUUUUUGUGUAUUGUGUUACUUGACCCAUCCCUGACUUAAGACCCAUACAUUUGAAGGGAUGCAGCCUAGCUUAUCAGUCCAGGCCCAGUUUGGAUGACUUGGCGAGUCUGUAAACAAUUCCCCUCCACCACAAAAUGAAGUAAUUCUGAUGACGGACUGGAUUCUGCAGGCCACUUCCCACCAUCAUGGCCUCCAUCUCCAGGCCAGCCUUGCUAGAAUCUGCCUCCAGUUCUAUAGGCUUAGGGGUUGUGGGAACUGGGGCUUUGAUGUAUGAGUAGAAGUUCACCAAAUACAGACAGAGGAGUCAUGCACUUCACAGGCAGACACUGAUGCCCCAGGAGGCAGAGGCCUCAAAGGGCACUGCCAGGGUAGGGGAAGAAUGUCCACCCUGGACAAGAUUGUUUUGUAUUUGAUGCCUACCAGGGUGAGAACUUGACCAUGAUGUGUCUGAAACACCCCCUGGGAAGUGCCCUCUAUAUGUCAGAGCCUUGCUGGGAUGAAAUCCGAAUAAGAAAAUCCAACUGGGGGUCAGUGAGGCCCAAGUUGCAAUCUUGGCUUCACUGGCUCUGGGAAAAUGGCUUCCCCACUCUGUGCCUCAGUUUCCUUGUGUUUACAAAACUAAUACUAAUGACUAUUUAUUAAGUACCUACUGUAUGCCAAGCGCUUUUACUUGUGGCUUCUCCCUCAGUCAGCCUUGAGAAGGCUAGAGGUGGUGUUGUCCUCCCCAUAACUAAGGCCUGGCAAGGGGCACAGACAUGCCCCACGCUUUCCUGGUAAGAGUCAUGCAGCCAGCCCCUGUCCUGGGCAUUGUCAAGGGAGCUGUGGAGAAUCUGUUGUCAGAUACAGCAGACUCCAACUCCAACCCUCUCCCCUGAAAUGCUGUGUGACCCACCGGGCAUCUCAGAGCCUCCAUUUCCCAUUGGGAGAUGGCUAACGUAAUGGCUGUGUCCCACAUGAUAAGGGCACUUUCCAGGCUCUGCAGCCCACUCUGCGUUCCUUCCGGAGACACCCACACAGCACUGCCUGGUGUUGGAGCUAGAUCAAGGCUGUGCAUGAUUUUUGCUCCCGCCUUCCAUCCUGGAGCUGACAGUGAAUAAAAGCUCACAUUUACAAAGA
Bubalus bubalis (water buffalo) is the source of this 9711-nucleotide messenger RNA. RefSeq names its product microtubule associated serine/threonine kinase 3 (gene MAST3). Gene Ontology annotation, molecular function: protein binding; magnesium ion binding; ATP binding. The record is from RefSeq and is a predicted model, not a curated record. Lineage: Eukaryota; Metazoa; Chordata; Mammalia; Artiodactyla; Bovidae. The transcript is spliced from 27 exons. The coding region runs from base 4204 to 8166 and encodes 1320 amino acids. Gene Ontology annotation, biological process: intracellular signal transduction; peptidyl-serine phosphorylation.